Molecule: messenger RNA, 1644 nt
Organism: Dovyalis caffra
Lineage: Eukaryota; Viridiplantae; Streptophyta; Magnoliopsida; Malpighiales; Salicaceae
Source: the annotation of a GenBank genome assembly
AUGACAGCAAAAACCUUGGUAUUUCUGAUCCUGGCAACCUGUUCACUCUUCACAUUAGCUUUAGGCAGCCAAACAUACCAAGGGAAAUGGAAGUUAUUGAAGAAAAACAUUGGAGUUUCAGCAAUGCACAUGCAAUUGUUACCAAAUGAUAAAAUCAUCGCAUUUGACUGGAAAAGUUCCGGUCCAUCCAACAUUUCUCUGCCAGAGGGAAAGUGCAUUGUUGAUUCAGAAACUACGACUGAUUGCUAUUCACAUUCAGUAGAGUUUGAUCCCACCAGCAGGAGUAUCCGACCACUUACCAUUAAAACCGACACAUGGUGCUCUUCAGGUGCGUUGUUGUCGAACGGUGUUCUAAUUCAGAGUGGUGGAUAUAGGCUUGGAGAACGAGUUAUUCGGUCCUUUAGGGCGUGUGCAAGUUGUGAUUGGGUUGAACAUUCAAAUGGCCUAAUUACUCCAAGAUGGUAUGCAUCAAAUCAAGUUUUACCAAAUGGGAAAAUCAUUGUUGUUGGCGGGGUAAAUCAAUUCAAUUAUGAGUUCAUUCCGAAAACUUCUACUUCUGAUCGAACAUUGUAUCAGCUUCCAUUUCUUAAAGAAACCAGAUAUUCCCCAUUGAUUCCCAACAAUCUUUAUCCUUUCCUACACCUCACUCCUGACGGCAAUUUGUUCAUUUUCGCCAACGACCGCGCAAUUCUACUAGACUACGUCAACAACAAGGUAGUUAAAAACUAUCCUGUCAUGCCUGGAGGUGUUUCGCGCAACUAUCCUAGUACAGGUUCCUCAGUUCUACUUCCACUUAUCCUUUCCAGAAAUUUCAACGUCAACCCAAAGGCUGAAGUUUUUAUCUGUGGUGGGACAGUACCAGACUCAAACCGAAAGGCAAAUGCAGGAGACUUUAUUCCUGCUUCCAAAUCCUGCGGUCGACUAGUAAUAACUGCCAAGAAUCCAAGGUGGGAAAUGGAAGAAAUGCCUCUCAACAGAUUGAUGGGUGACAUGAUAUUAUUGCCUACAGGUGAUGUGCUUAUCAUUAAUGGUGCUGCGAAAGGAUCAGCUGGGUGGAAUUUAGGUAGAGAACCAGUUCUAAACCCGGUUCUUUACCGGCCUGAUGCACCUUUUAGUGCUAAAAUUAGCAGGUUUGAGUUGCUGAGUCCCUCUCAAAUCCCACGUGUUUAUCAUUCAACAGCCCAUUUGCUAUCAGAUGGUCGUGUUUUGGUGGGUGGCAGCAAUCCAAAUAGUAACUACAACUUCACUGCACUUUAUCCAACUGAAUUAAGUCUUGAAGCAUUUUAUCCACCCUAUUUUAGCUCGAAUGUUCCCAGGCCAUUAAUUAGCAAGAUAAAUCCAGGGACCAAUCUUAAAUACAAGCAGAAAGUUUCCAUGCAUUUUCACUUAGAUCAGCGACAAAAAGAGCUUGGAAAGAUUUAUGUGACAAUGGUGGCACCAUCUUUUACUACACAUUCCUAUUCCAUGAAUCAAAUGUUGCUGGUUUUGGCUUUGGACAGUGAAGCCCAAAAGGUGGAUUCCAGCAACUAUGUUGUUGAUGUCCAUGCACCGGCAACUGCAAGAUUGGCGCCUUCAGGAUAUUACCAAUUAUUUGUCGUCCAUGAAGGUGUUCCUAGUAAGGGAACAUGGGUCCAUAUCGAGUAG